AUGUCGAAAGAAGCCGUGGUCGAGAUGGAGGACCACGUGGGCGUACCUCCCAUAUCGGCGCAGCUCAGCGAACUUCCACCGGGAUACUUUCGAAGCUCCCUCUUCCUAGGGUCCAUGGCUGCGGUGGGCAUUGGCCUCCUUGCCGCGAUAUCCAGCUUUGCAUUGGCAGCCCCGAUCCUCGGCGUCAUCAACGAGGACAUCGGUCCCAGCUCCAACAUCUCGUGGGUGGCGAUUGUGUACACGCUGAUGAUCGCCGUCGGUCUCACCAUCGUGGGCCGCUUCACCGACAUCUUUGGACGUCGUCACACCUUCAUCGGCGGAGCAGUGCUCGGGGUGGUGGGGAGCAUCGUCUGUGCCACUGCCCCAACAGUCGGGGCCCUCAUCGCCGGCAUGACGCUCGUCGGGCUGGCGGCCUCGACCCAAGUCUCGUACUUCUACGUCACGGCCGAACUGAUUCCUCAGAAAUAUCGCUUCCUGGGCAACGCCAUCAUGUAUGUCUUCAUGAUCCCCGGCGGGGCAUUUGCGCCGGCCAUUGCCAAUUCGUGCAUUCUCCACACUCCUGGCGGUUGGCGCUCGACAUUUUACAUCGUCAUUGCAAUCCAAGCCGCGGCCUUGUUCUGCUGGGUGGCCUUCUAUCGUCCCCCAACGUUUGAAAUGAAGCACCGCGACAAAACACGGCGAGAAUACCUCUUGAAAUUCGACUACAUCGGCACGGCACUGUUUGCUGGAGGUCUUUUGUGUUUCUUGUUAGGCCUUUCGUGGGGAGGAGCGGUUCACCCGUGGAAGUCAGCACACGUCCUCGCAACCAUCAUUGUGGGGGGUGUUUCCCUGAUUGUGUUUGCGCUGUGGGAGCUGUUUGCGCGACUCGAGGAGCCGCUGGUUCCCAUAACCCUUUUGGCCUCGGGACCUUGGACGGCGGCCGUGGUGACAUCUGGUAUCGGCGCCAGCCUGUACUAUGCCCUGACCAUCGUCUGGCCGUCAAUGGUGGCCAUCGUGUAUCCCUCUGGAGAUCUGAUCACCGACGGACUGAGAGCCUCCAUCGUCGGAGCAUGCUGGGUCAGUGGCGAGAUUGUCUCUGGCAUCGUCGCAAAACCCGUGGGGAGAAUCAAGCUGCAAUGUAUCGUGACACUAACGUUAGCCGGUGUGCUCCUCGGUUGUAUGGCCACCAGCGAUCCCGAUUCCAGCACUAGAGCAACGGUGCUCCUGAGCUUCAGUUGCUUCUUGGCCGGGUACGUCGAGGGCCUCUCUCUCACCAUCACCACCCUGGCCUUGGAGGAUCAGCAGCAGAUGGGUGCCGGGUGUGGAUUUGGAGGUUCGAUCCGCUUUACCAUUACAACAGUUGCCACCACCAUCUACACCGUCGUCCUCUCGGCCCGUCUGAGCGCGACCAUUCCGGACCAAGUGCCCCCGGCGCUUGUCUCGGCGGGACUACCAGCCAGCAGUGUCGCAACCUUCAUCGGCAAUUUGGCGUCGGGACAGUCUCUUGCCGACAUCCCCGGCGUGACGGCUUCGAUCAUCGAUGCCGGAAUCCAGGCAUACCGAUCAGCCAAUGCGGAUGCCUACCGGACUGUAUUCCUCUCCACGAUCGCUUUCACAGGCAUCGGCAUCAUCACCACCCUCUUCCUGCCCAACACCGAUGCAUUGAUGACGGAUGAGGUCUCUACCACGCUCCAUCAUAAGAAGGACGAGAAACUUGCACGUGCUGCUGCACAUGUAUAA
Messenger RNA from Fonsecaea monophora, 1719 nucleotides. RefSeq lists its product as hypothetical. The transcript is spliced from 2 exons. Lineage: Eukaryota; Fungi; Ascomycota; Eurotiomycetes; Chaetothyriales; Herpotrichiellaceae. Gene Ontology annotation, molecular function: transmembrane transporter activity. Bases 1 to 1719 code for a protein of 572 amino acids. The record is from RefSeq and is a predicted model, not a curated record. Gene Ontology annotation, biological process: transmembrane transport.